This is a messenger RNA of Brassica rapa (field mustard), 1321 nucleotides long. Its product is annotated as E3 ubiquitin-protein ligase RZF1. The record is from RefSeq and is a predicted model, not a curated record. Gene Ontology annotation, biological process: protein ubiquitination. NCBI's taxonomy places the organism in Eukaryota, Viridiplantae, Streptophyta, Magnoliopsida, Brassicales, Brassicaceae. Gene Ontology annotation, cellular component: cytoplasm. Gene Ontology annotation, molecular function: ubiquitin protein ligase activity.
AUAACUUUUUGUUUGGUAACACAGCCAAUACUGUCAAAGUGUCAAUAGAGUGUAACAGAGAGAUUCUUCCAGCUUCUCUCUAGGGUUUCUCGUCUUCCUUCGGAUCUAUCUGAGGCUAAUAACUAGUACCCCUGACUCAGUAACACGGCAUAAAGAGAUUGUGAGAAUGUCUGGUCGAAACACUCAUUGGUGCCACAGAUGUCAACGUGGCGUCUACCUACGCGGUCCAGAUUCUUUCUGCACCUAUUGUGGAGGAGGGUUUGUCGAAGAAAUCGAUGUAUCUCCCUUUAGAGCUCACAGGGAUCUCGAACGUGGUCCAACGUAUGAUCUCAUGGAAGCUUUCUCAGCUUUCAUGAGAAGCCGCUUAGCCGAAAGAAGCCACGACACGGGAAGAAUCACCGCCUCUUCUGGUGGUGGAGGUGGUUCCGAGAGCUUCUCGAGUAUAGCUCCUUUCUUGAUCUUCGGCGGCCAAGCGAACAACACUUCGGUCGAAGCCUUGCUGAACACUUCCCCUGGUGGUAUUGGUAUCACUCGUGGCGGCAACGUUAAUGCUGGCGACUACUUUUACGGACCAGGUCUUGAAGAACUGAUCGAGCAGCUUUCGUCUGGGACUACGCACCAUCGUGGUCCACCGCCUGCGCCUAAGUCGUCUAUCGAUGCGUUGCCGACGGUUAAGAUCACGCAGAAGCAUCUCAAGUCGUCUGACUCUCACUGUCCGGUUUGUAAAGAGGAGUUUGAGUUGAAGUCGGAAGCGAAACAGAUGCCGUGUAAGCAUAUGUAUCAUUCUGACUGCAUUGUUCCCUGGCUGGUUCAGCAUAACACGUGUCCGGUGUGUCGUAAAGAGUUGCCGUCGAGAGGGUCGUCUUCAAGCACAGAGAGGGAUCAGAAUAGAGGCAGCAACAGAAGAAGGAACGUUUUCUCUAGUCUGUGGCCGUUCAGGUCGUCUAGCUCAAGCUCGACGCAGAACCGGAGAGAUACAAGCAACGCAGCUACUGUGGAAGAAGGAGGGCAGUAUAAUCAUCAUCAACAGCUACAACAUCAGCAACAACAUGAACAACAGUCACAUAUGGGUUAUAGUGGAUGGCCUUUUGACUAUUAAAGGGUAAAAUCUAGAAACUUAACUUCUUGUUAAGCCCUUUUCACUUUGGUCUUUGUCUUAUUCUGUCUCUCUUUCACUUUACUUUGUUCAUUUGUUUACUUGUAGAUCUUAUGUUUUUGUGGCUUAUGGUUUAUCAACUUUGUGUGUUUAAUUUAAUGGAUUAUAUAUAUGACACACAUGUUAGCAUGUUACUGAGUUGGUAUUUAAAAUUAGUUUAUGCUU